Messenger RNA from Dama dama (fallow deer), 3534 nucleotides. It is a transcript of the gene PPP1R3D, whose product is annotated as protein phosphatase 1 regulatory subunit 3D. The transcript has a single exon. Gene Ontology annotation, biological process: regulation of glycogen biosynthetic process. The coding region runs from base 380 to 1279 and encodes 299 amino acids. Gene Ontology annotation, cellular component: protein phosphatase type 1 complex. Gene Ontology annotation, molecular function: protein phosphatase 1 binding; glycogen binding. NCBI's taxonomy places the organism in Eukaryota, Metazoa, Chordata, Mammalia, Artiodactyla, Cervidae. The record is from RefSeq and is a predicted model, not a curated record.
AGUAACGCGCCGCCGGGGAGGGGCCGCUGGGCGGACACCUCCUUCCUAGCACCCGGAGGAAGCCCAAGGCCGCCGCCACCCCCGCUCCGCUGCGGCCCCGAGGAGCGUCUGCGCGAGCAAGCGUUCGUCCUGGAAACCAGCUGGUUUGUUUUUUUUUUUCCUGCCCAAAGCGGAAAACCCGGGGGAGGACUCGAGGGACCAGGUGGCGGACUGGGGGAGCGCGCAGCCGGCCCACUGCUUCCUCUGCCUGCGGCAGAGUCCAGCGGACCCUCCCCAGGGUCGCCGAGCACGUCCCGGGACACCGAAGGAGCGGACGCAGGGUCGGGAGGGAGGCCGCCCUUCGGUUCCGCCUCCCCAUCGCUCGACGGUCGGCCGGGCCAUGUCCAGAGGCCCGGGCUCGGCGGUCCUCCCCGCCACCGUCGGGUUCCGGAAGCCCGCCCCGCGGAGCCUCAGCUGCCUCUCGGACCUGGACGGCGGCGCGGCCCGGGAGCCGCGGCCCUGCCGGCCCCCGGGGAGCCCGGGCAGCGCGCCGCCGCCGCCGCCCGCGCCGUCUGGCUGCGACCCCCGCCUGCGGCCCAUCAUCCUGCGGCGGGCGCGCUCGCUGCCCAGCUCGCCCGAACGCCGCCAAAAGGGCGCCGGCGCUCCGGGCGCUGCGUGCCGACCCGGCUGCAGCCGGCAGCACCGCGUGCGCUUCGCCGACGCGCUGGGCUUGGAGCUGGCACAGGUUAAGGUGUUCAAUGCGGGCGAAGACCCGUCCGUGCCGCUGCACGUGCUUUCGCGGCUCGCCAUCAAUUCGGACCUGUGCUGCAGCAGCCAGGACCUGGAGUUCACUCUGCAGUGCCUGGUGCCCGACUUCCCGCCGCCCGUCGAGGCUCCGGACUUCGGCGAGCGCCUGGGGCGCCAGCUUGUGUGCCUGGAGCGCGUCACCUGCUCGGACCUGGGCAUCAGCGGCACGGUGCGCGUGCGUAACGUGGCCUUCGAGAAGCAGGUGGCGGUGCGCUACACCUUCUCGGACUGGCGCAGCGCGCACGAAGUGGCGGCGCGGUGGCGCGGGCCGGCGGGCUCCGGGGGCUCCGAGGAUGUCUUCGCCUUCGGCUUCCCGGUGCCGCCCUUCCUGCUGGAGCUCGGCUCCCGCGUCCACUUCGCGCUGCGCUACCGUGUGGCCGGAGCCGAGCACUGGGACAACAACGACGGCCGCGACUACAGCCUCACGUGCCGCAACCACGCACUGCACAUGCCGCGCGGGGAGUGCGAGGAGAGCUGGAUCCACUUUAUCUGAGCUGCUUGGCAGGGCUCGCGUGUCUGGGAGGUGGCCCUGCCUCACACUGCACCCCCAAGCCGGGGCCGUCGGACCUCGCUUCCCGCAGCUGCAACGUGUGCUCGCUGUGGCCCGCCUAUGCUGUCUUUUACUUGAAACGUCUGGGUCACUUGGUCUAAACCGUGGCCUCCGAUGCCAGAAGGCCCGGCUAUGUCAUGUGCUGGGUGGGGCGCUGGGUGAGUAGAUGCACGAGUGAGUUGGCCCUAUGAAGAAGGCCCAGGCAGGUGGUUUUGAAAAGGCCUGCACCCUGCGCUGGGAAAGCCUGUGGCUUUUGCAUGUGUCCUGAUCGCGUCUCUGUGAAUAUAGCUCUUUUUUAUCAUCACUGCGAUGUUGAGACCUUUUACCCUUAGCCCAUGCCUUCUUGGGAGCAUUCUGAAUUCAGUAAGCUAAAAAAAAGUCAUUCUCGUGUGUUUGUGUGCACUGUAAACAGAAUGUAUAUGCUGUGACCCCCAUCAUGGUCCCUUGAGGCAUUCCUGCCCUGGGACAAGGAAAACCUGAAGUCACAUUUGCAUGCCAAUGUCUGUAGGCUUCUAACAGCCGGGAAACUAUUAAUAGGCAAGAAAUUGAUGCCUCUUCAGUCAUCAUACAAUCAUUCCUGGGAGUUCAGGCUGCUCCAUUAGGCUGUGUGUCUCCUCCAUCAGCAACUGCCAAGAAGGAAAACACUUAGAACUUUUAGUUAGCGAAACAGCCCCUUCUGCGUGUUUCUUUGCACUUUAUGUAUUUUGUUGUACAUGUUUGAUAAUUGUGUAUCUGCACUUUAUUAGUCAUUCUGUUUAAGUUUGAGCUACCUAAGUAUUUAAAGAAAUUCUGCCUUACAUUAUUUCAGUUUUCAGGCAACUCUGUGGAAUUUGGGCAACAAUGCCCUUUGCAGUUACCUUUUUGACGAUUAUGGUGACUCUUUUGAUGUCGUCUUAAGUGUCUAGGGUUCCAGCAGUCAUCCUUCGGAAGUCACAUUACCAAGUGGAACUAGCAGGUAUUUUCAGCAACAACCAGACUGGAGGAAAAACAAUACACAAAUAUUUAUACAUUUUAGUUGUUUUAAGCUGUGUUUGUAUAUGCCUGGUUUUAUCAACUACCUGCCAACUUUAUUCUUUGUGCCUUCAGAUAGAUAACUUUGUAACCUUGUCUGGACUUGUUUCCCAAUUUUAAAAAGUUAAAUGGUUUGUUUUGUUUUUUUUAACUCUCCAACCAAGAAGUCAAGGCCAUUGUCUCCUGCAGAGUACCACAACAACUUAAAAUUCUCAGCGAGGGGCUGACUAUUUCUCUUGGUGCUGAGUGGUGGUCUGAUAGCAGGUGCUAGCACAGAGGUGUGAAAACCCAGCUAAGGUGGACGUGGUCUCCAGCUUGGGAAGCUGGUUUUCAAGAGCUGAAGCCAGUGUGAUAAAUCUUGUGAUAGCUGUCACCAGUGAAUUAACUCUAAAUAUUUGAAUGCUUGUUACUGUUUGUCAAAUAAGUAUGCAAAGGAUGAAUUUUGCCUUUUAACCAAUUUCUUUUUUUUAUAAUGGCAACUUCAGUGUUUUAAAAAUUCCAGCAACAAGGAUGGCUUUCUUUGGUACCUUCUGGUCUAAGAAUAUGGAAUUCUGAUUUAAAACAUUGUGACUGAAUUGAACAAUCGCUGGCUGUUAGCACUGUGAACUCCAUUGACAUGCAAGAGGUAGAGAAGCCUGGUCGCAUUUCCUGCUGCUUGACAAACUGUCCAGUUAGGUCUGUAAGCCCGUGAGGGCCUCAGCCACUAUGCCCUGGAUCCAGUGUGCAAAGCAAUUAUCCACAGCAUUGACGUAUGAGCAAGAGCUGGCAAAUAUAUUGCUAUGUAAAGGCAUGUGGGGAAUCUUAUAAUCUGUGUAAAGGUCAUUUGCCAAAAAAGGUCUGGUCAAGGAAUAUGUAGUAAAUGUUAUAUCUUCAAUAUUAAGAAAACCUCCAUGUGCCUUUGAAGAAAGAUCAACAUUUAAAAACUUGUACAUGUUUGAUAAUUGUGUAUCUGCACUUUAUUAGUCAUUCUGUUUAGGUUUAAAGCUUAAAUAUACCUGCCUAGUUAAUAAAGUAGCUUUGGGACAGCUUAAGGAGAUUUGCAGGCCUGAAAACACAGUGACAUAGCCCAGAAAUUCAAGUUUUGUUGUGACCUGUGCAGUUGUUGGGUUGUCUCUUCAAACAUAUUUUAAUACCUGCCAUUUAAAAUGACUUCACCUAAGCCUCACUAUUAAACUAUAUGUGCACAA